Messenger RNA from Pipra filicauda (Wire-tailed manakin), 3328 nucleotides. Its product is annotated as ankyrin repeat domain-containing protein 26-like. Lineage: Eukaryota; Metazoa; Chordata; Aves; Passeriformes; Pipridae. The transcript has 15 exons. Gene Ontology annotation, molecular function: protein binding. The record is from RefSeq and is a predicted model, not a curated record. Bases 1 to 2241 code for a protein of 746 amino acids.
AUGGCCUCCAGCUCCAGCAGCGCCUCCCAGCUCCGGGAGCAGGGGCUGGGCAGGCUGCACUGCGCGGCCGCCCGCGGUGACCUGGGUUGGCUGAGGCGCUGGCGCUGGUACGUCAAGGUAGUCGGCAUCGACAGGCCAGACCAGGAGAUGCGGACACCUCUGCAUCUGGCUUCAGCCAAUGGCCAUGCAGAUGUCGUUAGAUAUCUGCUAAGAAAGAACAGCCAGCCCAACCUCGCUGACAGCUUCAAGAGAACGGCCCUGAUGAAGGCAGUCCAGCAGGAGCAGGAAGAAUGUGUUGCUGUUCUGCUGGAACACGGUGCCGACCCCAAUCUGGCAGACGCUGACGGCAACACUGCCCUUCACCUGGCUGUGCUCUCUAAAAACACAGCUGUAGCAGGGCUGCUACUGGAGCAUCAUGCCAAGAGUGAUGCUCAGAACCAGUGGGGAUUUACCCCCUUGAAACUUGCAGCCUUGCAACAGCACGAGGAGAUUCUGGAGUGCCUUGUGAACAAAGCAGCUGACAGGCCUGCUCAAGCCCAGGGGGAAAGGAGUGCUCUUGUGGUUCCUGGAAGCCAUGAGGCUCACCUGGAGGAAGAUAAUCUGCGUUUGCAGGAGGAGCUGGACAGGGCUGAUGCGGAGCUACAGGAGGAGGAAGAAAAGCAUAUUCAGUCUGAGCAUUGUGUUCCUGACUUGAAGAGUGCCUUGGAUGCCAAGAAAAGAGAGGCCAUAACUUCCUCCCAGAAACUGCAGGACCUCCUGGAAGAAGACGCGCAAGACUUUGCAAGUGAGAACAGCAGAUUGGAAGCCACUGUCCAGCAGCCAAGCGAGAGCGUUGAAGCCCUUGCGAGAGCCCUGCAAGCCUCUGCCUCAGGUGGUGAACUUUCCCAGCAGCUGGACAUGGAGCCUGGAACAGGCAUGCAGCUCGAGGCCCUAAACCAGGCUUUGCAAGAAGAGCUGUCCACUCUGCUUGGGAAGUGUGAACAACUGGAGAAGAGCAAAUGUCAGCUGCAAGAAGAGGUGACAAAACACCACCAUCAUUUGGAGACUUUGGUGCUGGAUGGCAGCCAAAGAGAACAAUGUACAAGAGAGGUGGCAGAAGGAGCUGACCAGGAAAGAAGUCCAAAGCUACAAGAGGUCAGCCUCGUUUUGCAAGCACAGGCAGCCCACCAGGCCCCACUAGGACAAACCAGAGACAGUCAUUGUGAUUUCGUGAGAAUCCAGUUGGAAGAAAGAAUUAGAAAUCUGGAAAGUGAAUUGGAGAGGGUCAAAAACACCCAACAAGAGAGUGCUUCUUGUAAGGAACCAACACAGGGAGAAGUAGGGAUGUACAAAGAGCUGUAUCUGGAGGAAGUGAAAACCAGAAGAUGCCUUGCCAAGAAACUGGAAAGGCUGGAAAAGCUUCUGAGGAUAGAGAGCAGGAAACUCCGGGUUAAUGAAGAGAAAGAAAGUCAGUCCCAGCUGGAAGAAAUGAAGAAGAGAUAUUCUGAAAAGGUCAAGGAAGUUGAUAGAUUCCAAAGAGAGGUUGCUGAACUUUCCCAGCAGUUGGACAGGGAACGUGAACAGUGCACGCAGCUGGAGGCCAAAAAUCAGGCUUUGCAAGAAGAGCUGUCUGCCCUGCGUGGGGAGUGCGAGAACCUGGCCCUGGACAAAUGCCAGCUGCAAGAAGAGCUGGCAAAACUCCACCAUCAUUUGGAGACCAACGUGGUGGAUCGCAGCCAACUCGAACAGUGCAAAAGAGAGGUGGAAGAACAAGCAGACCAGGAAAUAAGACAAAAACUCCAAGAAGUCAAUGAGUUUUUGCAAGCACAGGCAGCCCACCAGGACACCUUAGAAGAAAUCAGAAGCAGUCAUGUGGAGUCACUGAAAAAACAGUUAGAAGACAGAAUUAGAGAUCUGGAACGUGCACUGGGAAGGACAAAAAGCAACCAAGCAGAAAGACCUUUUCAAAAGGAAUCCACCCAGGCAGAAGUGGACAAGUACAAAGAGCUGUAUCUGGUGGAAGCCCAAAGAAGAAAAAGCCUCACCAAGAAACUGGAAAGAGCUACUGAGAGACUUGCAGUGGCCAACACCAAGCUCUUUUUGGAGCGCCACAGAAGCAGAUCUGUGGUCCCAAGCAGCGCUGUCAGCGGACUUCUGGCUGCAAGUCCACUUCUGGAUUCACCUGGCCUGGGACAUGUUGGCAUCAGUUUGGGACUGAGCAGAAGUCUGGCUCUCAGAACACCACCCAGACACCUGUGGUAAAGCCCAAGACUUCUGCUCAUCAGGACAUCCUGUGAGGGACCGUUCAGAUGGAUGGAACAAAUUGCUUCCUUUCCUUAAUUUCGACACCCAUGGCCUAGUAGCCAAUUUCCUUAAUGGUGGCCUUCAAGGUUUGGUAGCAAAGACUCCAAGAUCAGCUCUAACCCAUCCCUACAUUGCUCAGCGACAAUGAUCCUAGUGGUGAAGGCAGCGAAAAUGCUACUUAAAAUUGGAGAGGUGGUGCUGCAUUGGUCCCCUUGUUGUACGAAAGGAAUCGCUGGAGCUUUGGGGACAAGAAGUGCCAACGGCCACGACAACUGUACACAGGCAACAGUAUCGGACGAACCGAGAUGCUGUGACCCCCAUCCAUAAGAUGAUCUGGAAGUUGGAGAGCCAAGGGGUGGUCAGCAGAACACACUCACCCUUCAACAGCCCCGUCUGGCCUGUAAGUCCGAUGGAGAGUGGAGACUGACUGUGGACUAUUGUGGCUUAAAUGAAGUCACGCCGCCAUUGAGUGCCGCUGUGCCAGACAUGUUGGAGCUCCAGGACGAGCUGGAGUCCAAAACAGCAAAGUGGUACGUCACCAUCGACAUUGCCAACGCGUUUUUCUCCAUUCCCUCAGCAGCAGAGUGCAGGCCACAGUUUGCUUUCACCUGGAGGGGCGUUCAGUACACCUGGAAUCGACUGCCCCAGUGUGGAAGCACAGUCCAACCAUCUGCCAUGGACUGAUUCAGGCCACACUAGAGAAGGAUGAGGCUCUAGAACACAUCCAGUACAUCGAUGACAUCAUUGUGUGGGGGGACACAGCAGAAGAAGUUUUCGAGAAAGGACAGAAGAUCAUCCAGAUUCUCCUCAGGGCUGGUUUUGCCAUCAAGAAGAGUAAGGUCAAGGGCCCUGCCCAAGAGAUCCAGUUCCUAGGGCUGAAAUGGCAAAUGGACGACACCAGAUACCAACAGACGUCCUCCACAAGAUUGUAGCAAUGGCUCCACCCACAAACAAGAAAGAAACCCAAGCUUUUCUGGGAGCCAUUGGCUUCUGGAGGAUGCACAUCCCAGAGUACAGCCAGAUGGUGAGCCCUCUUUACUUUGUG